Molecule: messenger RNA, 2368 nt
Organism: Mycena citricolor
Lineage: Eukaryota; Fungi; Basidiomycota; Agaricomycetes; Agaricales; Mycenaceae
Source: the annotation of a GenBank genome assembly
GCAUCAUCCUCAAGUCCCUUGUGGAGCGGGGUUUUUGUGGCUCGCUACAAAAAACAAGAAAUACCAAGUCAUCGGGUAUGCGUCGAUCGUUUGGAUUGGAUUGGAGGCCGCGGAAGGAUGCAUUGGUCUGAGGUAUCUAGAUGAUCACGCUGAAUUGUUUGGUAGAUCCCGAGCAGUGGUAGGAGGACGCGGCGGAGAAUAUUUGGGCAAAGCGCCGCGGCUCCUUGGAUCAGCUCCAGCACUCGCAGGCUGCUCGCAGGGUAGCCAUGCACGUGCCUUGAUGCCUGAUCAUCAUCAUGCGGGAAUCAGAGGGUGAUCAAAGGGCUUGGUGCGCAGAAACAGAUCUGCCGGUGGCCCUCGUGGUGACCAUAACAACCUGGCCCACGAUCACCAACCCUGGCGAGUUGGGCUCGAGUGAAGAGUCCAGGCCUGAAUCGCGCCGGAUGGCCCUGGUAUGGCGAGAUCGACAUUUUCUUCUCGUUGUCUGGCGGCGCAUUGAAGAUUGGGUGGAGCUCAAAUUUCAUGUGGCAAGCGCCUGCAAAAUCGCGACGCUCACAUGGAGCAGUAUGAACUCUACGGGACUGCGAUUGAUUGCUCAUGAAGUGAAACAGAGGUCACAGAUGACGCGAGCCCUCCUGUUCACCACUCUCACCUGACUGGCCUUUCUGCCAGCGGAUCUUCAUACAUCACGCUCAGCUUUAAAGGAGAGAUUGCCUACAACUGCUAGACUUAUCGUCCGGACCAUCUCUCCAUCGCACACAGCCUUUCUCCAUUUGCAACAAGUCAGUAGCGCUUCGCGGACAGAGUCAGGUUUCCCGAUUAGUACUAGACCUCACCAGCUAUUUUCAACCGCCCGUGCUAACACCCCCGCGCGAACUUCGACUGAGGUCAAGUCCUCGGUUAAAUGGGUCCCCCAGGGCCGAGGCCCGAUGGCCCUUGCUGCCUGCCGCCCAGGCAUCCCGUUCUUUGCGACGACCGGUGAUUUCAUCGAUGGCUGUCUGACCCCCCCACUCCGCGAUCUGGUCAUCGCAGUGCCAUAUCGGGAUUUUUGUUUGAAAACGCCACCGUACGACUUCUCCCGGACGGAGGUCAGGUCAGGUCACUCUGCUGGAUGGCAUCUUCUCGCUUUGCAAGGCCCGCCCGGGGACACAUGAUAGAUACUCUACCAGCCGUGCGCCGUUUUUUCAUAUAAAUCUGCGAUAGCUGGGGACUCAAAUUAUCUACCACUAUGCUGUCCGCGUUCUUCCUUGCCACCACAAUCCUACUGCCCGUCUCUGUCCUCGCCGCGUCGUACUCCCGCACGCAGAAUAUUGUUGGGACGGGAUUCUACGAUGCGUUCGACUUUGAGGCGAUCCCGGAUCCCACCCACGGUCGAGUGAACUACGUCAGCGAAGCCACUGCGCGGGCGUUGAAUCUGACGUAUGCAUCCGGGAACACCUUCAUUUUACGGGCGGACUCGACGACGGUCAUUAACGAUGCAAGCCCCGUUGGACGGAACUCGGUCCGGAUCAUCUCGAAGAGCUCGUAUUCGACGCAUGUCGCGGUGUUCGACGUCGUCCAUAUGCCUCAAGGAUGCGGAACGUGGCCAGCAAUCUGGGAGACAGAUGCGACAAAUUGGCCGCGCGGGGGCGAGGUAGACAUCUUGGAAGGUGUAAAUGACCAGGGACCCGACACCGUUACUUUGCACACUUCGCCAGGAUGCACGAUGCCCGGAGCGCGGGUUCAAUCCGGAACCGCUCUGCAGCUAGACUGCAACACAGCUGUGAAUGCGAACUCAGGCUGCGGCGUGAGCGUCGGGCAAUCGCUCAGCUACGGCCCUGCGUUCAACGCCAACGGCGGGGGGUGGUACGCGAUCGAGCGGACGACGGCUUUCAUCAGCGUCUGGUUCUGGCCACGCGGCGCAGGCAACGUUCCCUCCGACGUGCGCAACGGUAGGGGCACUGUGGUGACGGAUAACUGGGGCAUCCCGGUUGCCAGCUUCCCGAAUACGGACUGCAACUUCCCCCAGUUCUUCGAUGCGAACAACAUCAUCAUCAACCUCACGCUCUGUGGCGAUUGGGCCGGAAAUGCCAAUGUCUAUGCGGCCUCCGGGUGUCCCGCCACGUGCUCAAGCUUCGUUAAUGCGAACCCAGCGGCCUUCGCGCAGGCGUACUUCCAAUUCAACGCGAUCAAUAUCUACGCUUGAACCCGACCGACUCAGCCGAUUUUAAUCCACCCUCUCUCGUGAUCGACAGGACUAGGAAACACGUUUCCAGACUUUCACGCAGAGAUGACCGAUCGAGACCGGAAAUUCUAAUACUGCAUACAUACAUACUGUCUUGUAAUUGUAGCACAGAAUCACGAAUAAUCGAUGCAGCCGAUAGCGUAC